AGAGCUUUGCCUUUCUGCAGCCAGCUCGCCCUGACAGCCAGCACUGGCGCAGAGUCUCACCGCCAACCGUUACCAUAUUUUUCUGCUUCUUUCCCCCAUCUUUCCCACCCAUACUUCACACAUCAUUCUGCGGGGACAAGCGUCGGAGUGGCCUCGUCUAGAAUGGGCAACCGAGACGAUGAAUACGAUUUCUUGUUCAAAGUUGUGUUGAUUGGGGAUUCGGGUGUCGGAAAGAGCAACCUGCUCUCUCGAUUCACAAGGAAUGAGUUCAACCUGGAGAGCAAAAGCACCAUUGGCGUGGAGUUUGCAACACGCAGCAUUCAGGUGGAUGGCAAGACGAUAAAGGCACAGAUCUGGGACACAGCGGGACAGGAACGCUACAGAGCCAUCACGUCGGCUUACUACAGAGGAGCAGUGGGGGCGCUCCUAGUGUACGACAUAGCCAAGCACCUGACCUAUGAGAAUGUGGAGCGUUGGCUGAAGGAGCUCAGGGACCACGCUGACAACAACAUUGUCAUCAUGCUGGUCGGGAACAAAAGCGACUUGCGCCACCUCAGGGCCGUGCCUACAGACGAGGCCCGAGCCUUCGCAGAAAAAAACAACUUGUCGUUCAUUGAAACGUCAGCCUUGGACUCAACAAAUGUUGAAGAAGCCUUUAAGAAUAUCCUUACAGAAAUCUACCGUAUCGUAUCGCAGAAACAGAUUGCAGAGCGAUCUGCCCACGACGAGUCCCCAGGAAACAAUGUGGUUGACAUCAGUGUGCCCCCAACCACGGACGGCCAGAGGGGGAGCAAGCUGCAGUGCUGUCAGAACCUGUAACAUAUGGCAACUGUGCAUCACACCUUUAAAGUGGAUUAUGAAUUGGAAUCCAGUGCUGAUAUGCUUGUGUCUGCCUGGGAGGGGCACCGUAGUCUGAAUCAGCGCUUUGUAGAUCCGGGAAACCGGUUCAUGAUGCCACAGAAGGAAUUGAUUUCAAGUAGUAAUCUGACCCAGUUUCAGCCUGCUACAAUCUAGUGCAAAAACUGGACUGCUGCUACAACACAAGUAACUGUGACUUAGCAAUGAUUGUGUAGUAAAGUCAACAGUACAGUCUCUCCGCUUGAUAAGUUUGAGUAGUACCAGCAAUCCUGUUUUUGGACUCCACUCCUUGUUCACUCAUCAUCUCAAAAAGUGGUAGUAAUGCUGCUGAUGCUUAUUUCCUGUAAAAUAUAUUGGGUUUUUUUUUUGUUUAUUUUGAUAGCGUGUCUGCUCACAUACAUUAUAUUAAUGCCAUGAAAAUAAAUUUUACAGUAUUAUGA
Messenger RNA from Doryrhamphus excisus (bluestripe pipefish), 1298 nucleotides. Its product is annotated as ras-related protein Rab-11B. The record is from RefSeq and is a predicted model, not a curated record. Gene Ontology annotation, molecular function: GTPase activity; GTP binding. Lineage: Eukaryota; Metazoa; Chordata; Actinopteri; Syngnathiformes; Syngnathidae.